Scheffersomyces coipomensis is the source of this 1269-nucleotide messenger RNA. RefSeq names its product Ltv1p (gene LTV1). Bases 1 to 1269 code for a protein of 422 amino acids. Gene Ontology annotation, cellular component: cytosol; nucleus; preribosome, small subunit precursor. Gene Ontology annotation, biological process: ribosomal small subunit export from nucleus; ribosomal small subunit biogenesis. Lineage: Eukaryota; Fungi; Ascomycota; Pichiomycetes; Serinales; Debaryomycetaceae. The transcript has a single exon. The record is from RefSeq and is a predicted model, not a curated record.
AUGCCCCCAAGAAGAAGAUUUGAUAAAAAGAACGCUAAGACGUUCAGUGUGGUUCACAGAGCUCAUGAUGAUGCAUUAUUUUACGAUGAAGAUGCAUCUGCACAUGUUUUAGUGCCGGUUUCUCAGAAGCAAGCAUCUCAGAAAAGUUCAUAUACAGCUCAAGAUUUAAAGCUGAAGUUAACAAAAGAAGAAUUAGAUACCGUCAGAGAGAAUGAAGGGUUAGCUGCUCAAUAUGGUAUCUUCUUCGAUGAUUCCAAAUAUGAUUAUAUGCAACAUUUAAAGCCUAUUGGUGAAAGUCAAGAUGCUGUAUUUAUAAGUGCAAAGGAUCAAGUUCAAUCAAAACCUAAAACUAAUAUAGAGGAUCUUUUUAAAGAUCAACUACCUUCUGAAGACAAAAUAAAGCCAAGUGCCGAUUAUACUGAGAAUAUACCAAAAGAAUUACAAGGAUUUAAUCCAAAUAUGGAUCCAAGAUUAAGAGAAGUUCUUGAAGCUUUGGAUGAUGAAGCAUACUUAGAAGAAACAGAAGAUGGUGUAGAUUUAGAUGAUAUUCUUAAGUCUGGAGGUGUAGAUAACGAAAGUGAUUAUUAUGAAUACCUGGACGAAGAUUAUGAUGAAUGGGAUUUGGAUAAUUAUGAAGAAGAAUAUGAUGAAAAAUAUGGAGAAGAAAGUGCAGAUGCGCUUUAUAAUGAAGGAGAAGCACCAUCAGAAUUGAAAGGAGAAAAUAUCGUCGUAGAUAAUCAAUGGCAAAAUGACUUUAUGAAAUUUAAAAAACAAAGUAAGAAUGAUAAGAAUGACUGGGACUCUGAUGAUGAUUUUGGAAGUGAAAAUGAGAAUGAGAAAGAAGUUGAAGAGGAAGAUAAAUUAGCCGAGUUACCACAAAUACAGCCCAAAAAGAAAUCGGGAACUAAAGCCAGAAAGAAGAAGGGGGCAAUGACUGAUACUACAUCAUUCUCCAUGUCAUCUUCUGCAUUAUUCAGAACAGAAGGAUUGACAUUACUUGAUGAUCGUUACGAACAAUAUUCUAAACGUUAUUCAAAAGAUGAAGAAAAAGUUCCAGAAAAGUUUGAUAUGACUAAAGAAAGAGGAGAUUUCGAAGACAUGUUAGAUGAUUUCCUUGAUAAUUAUGAACUUGAAAGUGGUGGAAGAAAACUAGCAAAGAAAAAUGAAGAAGCAACGAAAUUGAAAGAAGCUGCUCAAUCUGUUUCUCGUAGUACAAAGACAGCCAAAAAGAAGGACAUAAAUUCAGCAUUUUCAAAAUUACAGAUUUAG